AAAUGGCAGCCUCCAUAUGGUUUCUGUUCUUCCAUGGAUCCUCAGAUAUGGCAAGAUUGAUCCGCUAAAUCGCUACCUCUUUACUUUGUCAGGAGGCCAACCAGCUGCAACAUGUUGAAACACAGCCGUCAAGCUGCAGCGGCGUCCAAAUCUCUCCGAGCAUACACAACGACAUCGCGGUGCUUUAAGAGCAGCCUGACAAGCGAGCAAAAGGAUAAUAUCGCAAGUGGACCUGGCCUAGCAGAUUUUAUAGCUGGUGCAGUUCCGAGAGGAAGCACGUUCAAGGACUACACGGGGAAGCUGAAGCGCGCGCCAGGAGAAACGGAAAGGUUGAAGCUACCGCCGUGGCUGAAGGUUGACAUUCCUAAAGGAAUCCACUUUUCUCGUUUAAAAGGAACGCUAAGAGGCAAGAAGCUCCACACUGUGUGUGAAGAGGCACGUUGCCCUAAUAUCGGAACCUGCUGGAAUGGAGGCCCAGACAAUAUUGCCACAGCAACAAUCAUGGUCUUGGGUGACACAUGUACAAGAGCCUGCAGGUUUUGUUCUGUCAAAACUGCUCGACGCCCACCCUUACCAGACCCUGAUGAGCCUGAGAACACUGCAGAAGCAAUCGCAGAGUGGGACCUAGAGUAUGUUGUAAUAACCUCGGUAGACAGAGAUGAUCUACCUGAUGGCGGCUCAAACCAUUUUGCUGACACAGUACGAAGAAUUAAGCAGAAGAAAUCAUCCAUUCUUGUUGAGUGCUUGACUGGCGAUUUUGCUGGCGACCUCAAGGCCGUAGGAGAGGUGGCUUGCUCAGGCCUUGAUGUGUAUGCACACAACAUUGAAACUGUUCCCGAAUUACAAAUCCAGAUUAUGGCUGUAAAUGCGAAGUCAACAUAUCCAUUCCCAGCGGUCAACCUUUCUUGGACCAGCCCGGCCGUAUCUGGUGGUAGCUCUGCAGCACAGUGCUGCUGUGAGUUGUUGAAGAUGGUGACUGUGCUUCACAUGUCCACAGUGUAUGAGCAACAAAAUCUGAUUUGUUUUCUAUGGAGCAUGGGACAAACGACCAUCGAAAUCCACAGGGAAAUGCAGCCCACGUAUGGGGAAAGGAAGUCCGGCUUUGAGAGGUGCGAGGUGGUGGUGUGGAGAGUUCGCAAAAGGCCGUGAAAACUUGCACGACAAUGAGCAUUCGGAGAGGCUGUGUACAUCGCUGACUGACGACAACACACCACAGGGCAUCUCAAAUCGAGUGCUGCGACGGGACAAAUAUUUGAACCGGUGCGAGGGCUGUUUAGAAAAAUAGUGUGAGGUACGUAGAAUAGUAUGUAUAUUUGUAACUGCCUGUAUGUACCUUAUUUUGGCUAAUAAAAAAUACAGGAAAAGACUUUCUGAUUCGCCCUCCUAUCUAGUUGGAUUCAACCUGAAGCACUACUGAACUUUACUUCCAAUACUCAUUUCAACAUUGCAGGUGUUGCUAUUUCUUUGCAGUUUUGGUUGCAUUGAAGUUAUUGGUAAUUAUGAGAACAAAGCAGAAUUAAUGAAUGUGAACCACACUAUAAUUUUCAAACAUAUUACUUUUAAGUGCUGUGAGCUUCCAUUUCUUCUAGAUGCUUAAAUUCUGCACCAUUGCUUCGGAACUCCUUGAUUUAUAUGCAAAAGCAAUGAAAGCAUUUCCUUGUGCUCCAUAGGGCAGACACUGUGUAUGCUCAUUUGCUGUGCAUACCACAGACCAUUUUGUUGAUCACAGGGCUACGGCUCUUUUAACAUACUGCUUGCUGUCCAUUGCAUUGGGUUUAGCACCCAGAAAAUUUGUGAAAGAUAAAUUUGAUAUUUACGUAUAUUUAUUUCAAAUUGCUGGAUUAUGCAUCCAAUGCGUGGUUGCAUACACAACAUCCUAACAAAAAAUGAAAUCGAAAUGAUUAUGUCAGUAAUGCCC
Molecule: messenger RNA, 1918 nt
Organism: Dermacentor albipictus
Lineage: Eukaryota; Metazoa; Arthropoda; Arachnida; Ixodida; Ixodidae
Gene: Las
Product: lipoyl synthase, mitochondrial
Biological process (GO): lipoate biosynthetic process
Cellular component (GO): mitochondrion
Molecular function (GO): lipoate synthase activity; 4 iron, 4 sulfur cluster binding
Source: RefSeq, a predicted model, not a curated record